AUGAGUAAGUUUUGUUAUCGGACGGGCCUGCGCUUUGCAGCGCUCAUGUAUCCCUCCCCGCAUGCCAUGCGCGUGGAAGUAUGUGCCCAGUUUCCCGCCUGCGCGCAAAACUGCGGCUCCCUCUUCGAUGCCCAGGGAGGUUGUGUCCACCCUAUCCUUCCCGCCGCCGACGAGGCCACCGCGAACGCCUGCUUCUGUAGCAACGCCGCCGUAGCAAACUUCAAGACGGGCAUCCACAACGUCUGCGACAACAUCUGCAAAGCGUCUGGCGAAGACCAAACCGCUACCCUCGUCACGAUACAAAAUUGGUUCGCCGAUCUCUGCGACACCGAGAAAUUUAGCGCAUCGAACCAGGGCGCCUCGUCGACGUCAAGCACAUCCGGCACCGACGCCGAUACCGGUUCCAGCUCGGGAGGUACCCGUGUCCAGCAGGGCACAGGUGGCACAUGGCUACAAAACCAUCUCCGCUGGGUCAUUAUGGCGGUCGUCAUCGUUGUUGCCAUCAUCGUCAUCUGGAUUGGCGCUUGCAUCUGGCGCCGGUGCUACCUCAAGAAGAAGGAACGGCAGAUGGGCCUUGGGAAGCACCCAGCUCACGCUUCCUGGGGUCCCGGUGCCGCGCCUGCCGAUCAUCAUAGCGUUACAGCUCCGGGCAUGUUCCUGCCUCCUAACCACGGGUCGACGUCGGGGUCCAACAUCGCGAUGGAGAAGAGCUACGCCAGCCCGACGCCGCCGCCGCCGAACGGCCCGCUACAGAACCAACCAAAAAGUGGGUGUCGAGGGAGAACGUAUGACGAGCAACUCGGUCGCCCCUGGAUUAUCUUGAGCGGACGGUCGAAUGGCCGUUGGGAACAACGAAACGAAUACUUUGAUACUUGUGCGAAACAGUGA
Molecule: messenger RNA, 888 nt
Organism: Parascedosporium putredinis
Lineage: Eukaryota; Fungi; Ascomycota; Sordariomycetes; Microascales; Microascaceae
Source: the annotation of a GenBank genome assembly